UCAUUCAGUUCAUUUUGUUGAUCACCAUGGGAGACGGUGUGUCCCUAAUUCAGACACUGAAGUUAGAUGAACUCAUACACCAAGAAAUCCUCCAAGAUUACUAGACCGCCAUGUUGGGACAAAGGGCUGUGGAGACCACCAGUACCGCUUCUCAUCCACAUCCAUUUGACAGUUGGCUAGAGGGUGAGAAAACAGGAGCUGCUCUGCUGUUGUCCGGUGUCUUUCUGGCGAUGGUAGGUGUCACCUUCACCGCCAUGGGUUGGCAGCACUUUGAAGCCCACCAGAGCUUUCAGUGGACCCAACUUCUAGGCCCCAUCCUGAUCUCAGUCGGAGGUACCUUCAUGCUUACCAGUGUGUGCAAGUUUACUUUGGUCUCCUGCUGGCCUUGCAGACGACAGGAGGAGGAGGUUUAUGUUAUACCUGUGAGGGAACAAAACUCAAGGGGACAUCCAGUCGUGGUUCAUUCCAUGAACCAGCCGGUCAUGUUGCACGGCAAUGCAACCAUGCUGUGUAUUCCACCUGCUUAUAACUUUGUCAUUCAGGAAACACAACAAGAAAACGACCCCCAGCCUGGCUGCUCUGUGGGUGGCAAUAACUCAGCGCUCCCGUCGUAUGAAGCUCUUUACUGCCUGGACAACGCAACUUUGACUGCAGAAUCCAGCACACCUCACUGCAGAGAAGCAGGCCAGAGAAGCAGAGUACAGAAGAUGAAAAGUGAAAGAGGACGCCUAGACGGGAAAGAGUCCACCUGUUGUCAACCACCUGCCUAUGAGGACAUUUACCCUUCCUCUACGACACACAAUUCAGCAUAAGGAAAACAAUCUCUUGUUGACGUCAAGCAUUACUAUGAUGACAUUCUUUCUUUUUCUUGUUAAAAGCCAAAAAAAUCCUUUUUUUUCCCAAUUUUUUAUGUGAAAUAGAUUCUGUGCUGUAUAUGACAUCUUUUUAAUAAAUCAUUUGUUGAGUAUUGCUUCACAGGAGCACAAUGGAGACUUUUGUUGAUUUUUUUCCACACCGUCAUGAAAAUGUCAUAAAGUAUAAAGACAUAAAAUCCCCAUAGAUGAGGACUGCUUGUUGAAAAGCUCAUAAAAAUGAGACGUUUCAACAAAAUAGGCUCCAAAACAGUAAUAUUUAAAACAUACACAUUUAUUUUGUGCUUUCUGUCUGUCAGUGCACAAUCGUACACGAAAGCUUGUGAAAGAUUGUUUAAAAAG
Messenger RNA from Cyprinodon tularosa, 1214 nucleotides. It is a transcript of the gene tmem174, whose product is annotated as transmembrane protein 174. Lineage: Eukaryota; Metazoa; Chordata; Actinopteri; Cyprinodontiformes; Cyprinodontidae. The record is from RefSeq and is a predicted model, not a curated record. Bases 111 to 812 code for a protein of 233 amino acids. The transcript is spliced from 2 exons.